Peromyscus maniculatus bairdii (prairie deer mouse) is the source of this 2056-nucleotide messenger RNA. It is a transcript of the gene Rgs18, whose product is annotated as regulator of G protein signaling 18. Lineage: Eukaryota; Metazoa; Chordata; Mammalia; Rodentia; Cricetidae. The record is from RefSeq and is a predicted model, not a curated record.
GCAGAGGCAGAAACACAGCUCACUUUCUUUCCUGGUCUUUUCUCCUGUGAGCCCCGUGGAAAGGCUCAGAACAGUGUUUUAUUCACCAUGUGUAACUAUGAAAUAACAUUCAUCGGUGGCAGAGAGACGGACUAAGUGCAUCUGACAUCUCUUGAUCAUUGGGACAGAAUAUGGAAAUGUCACUGGUUUUCUUUUCUCAAUUAAACAUGUGUGAAUCAAAGGAGAAAACUUUUUUCAAACUAAUGCAUGGGUCAGGAAAAGAAGAAACAAGCAUCGAGGCCAAAAUCAGAGCUAAAGAAAAAAGAAAUAGGCUAAGUCUUCUCCUACAGAGGCCUGACUUCCAUGGGGAGACUCACACCAGCAGAUCUGCCCUCCUGGCCAAAGAAACAAGAGUCUCCCGCGAAGAAGCAGUGAAAUGGGCUGAAUCAUUUGACAAACUGCUUUCUCAUAGAGAUGGACUGGAUGCUUUUACUAGAUUUCUUAAAACUGAAUUCAGUGAGGAAAACAUUGAAUUUUGGGUAGCCUGUGAAGAUUUCAAGAAAUGCAAGGAACCUCAACAAAUCAUCCUAAAAGCCAAAGCAAUAUAUGAGAAGUUCAUUAAGAAUGAUGCUCCCAAAGAGGUUAACCUUGAUUUUCAUACCAAGGAAGUAAUUGCUAAGAGCAUCACAGAGCCAACUCUCCAAAGUUUUGACCCAGCACAAAGCAGAGUCUAUCAGCUCAUGGAACAAGACAGCUAUCCACGCUUUCUGAAGUCUGAGAUCUACUUACAUGUGCUAGAAGGAAGACCUCAGAGACCAACCAAUCUGAGGAGACGAUCGCGAUCAUUUACCUACAAUGAGUUUCAAGACGUAAAGUCAGAUGUUUCCAUUUGGUUAUGAGUAAAAGUAAUGUUUCUUAUUUUGGUGGGAAAUGUAUAUAUCUGCUUCUAAAAUAUAGCUUAUGUAUAGUAAGAAAUGAUCACACUUUUAAAAUAAACCAAGCAAAAGCAUUUUUAAAAUGCAAUAACUUUUAUAUUAAAAUAAUACCGAGAGGCAGAGCCAGGAGGAUCUCUGUGAGUUCAAGGCCAGCCUGGUCUACAAAGCAAGUUCCAGGAAAAUAAUAAUUCAUAGUCUAUAUUCACGAAAACCUAGUUUGAUAUUAUAUUCAUAAUAAAAACCUUUAUUUCUUCAAUAAUCAUCAGUAAAAAGAUAUCAGCAAAGCUUUGUAAAAUGUUGAAGUAUAAUGUAAACUUUGCAGUUAUGUCACAUUUAGUUUGGAUUAUUUUUCUAGGUAUAAACAAUGUACUUAGAUAACUAUAUAUCCAUAUGAUAUUGUACAGAAUGAUGGAUUACAACAUAUAGAAAUGAUCCACUUCUUAUAAAAUGGAAGUUUGGACAUCUAUUAUUUCAUACUGAUUCUGACUCCAGAAUAGCUGUCUAUCACUUCCAUAUUUAAGCCAGCAACAAAGGAUCAUAUAAAGACACAUUUCUCUCUACCAAUUAAACAGGUUAAUCAUGACCCAGUUAGAUAUGUGAGACUAGACUUUGCAGUCAUAUUCACUGUAAAUGGUGAACAUCUUUCAUUAGACAGAGCUACACCCCUGGACACUGGAGCAGGCUCAUAUUGACAUAUCUCUACAUAUCCACUAAGUGGACAACAUUGUCUCCUAGUAAAUGAACAUGCCACUGAAAUGACACCAAUCAGUGCCUGAAUGAUGAUGACCACAUGCUUUCACAGAAGUAUGUAUAUCUCACAUUUGCAAUUUUAAUGUUGGGGUAGAAAUUUAAAAUGAGAGGCAGUGAAAAAAGAAAUCUAAAAACUUGACAAUAUUGGCAUCUGCCAAUUCUGUUCUCUCACUAUUAUGUUCUUCUAAUUCUUGCCUAAUACUAAAUUAUGAAGUAAUAUUAUACUAAUAAAUAUAUGUCUUUAUAUUACAGAAAUAUUUAAUUGCAAUGUGUUACAUGGUCUGUAAAUGUCUGUAUUAAAGAUGGCAUAUUUUCAGAUUAUUAAAGGAUAUCAUUUUAGUUGAAGUGUACAACAAAUUCUACCAUCUAUAAUAAUAAACUGUUCAAACUUA